This is a messenger RNA of Carassius carassius (crucian carp), 2249 nucleotides long. RefSeq names its product spastin-like. Gene Ontology annotation, cellular component: microtubule cytoskeleton. The record is from RefSeq and is a predicted model, not a curated record. Lineage: Eukaryota; Metazoa; Chordata; Actinopteri; Cypriniformes; Cyprinidae. Bases 162 to 1901 code for a protein of 579 amino acids. The transcript is spliced from 17 exons. Gene Ontology annotation, molecular function: microtubule severing ATPase activity; ATP hydrolysis activity; ATP binding.
CCCGCGACGCCAUGUGGUGUACGUCAUUAGCCUGAGACCAUAUUCAGAGACUUCCGAGAUCGAUCGAUGCUGGCAAAAAACAAACCGACAUAGCAGAGAAGUAUAGCCCUUCUUUGUCAAACUCCUGGUCAGUUAUGGUAUGGAGAACCCGAGUAGGGUGAAUGAAGUCUGGGGACCGACCGAGACGAAGAGGAUCAGCGCGUGCAGGAGGACGCACCCACGGACAGCUGUCUGACAGAACCGGACGGACUCCGCUGGAUCGGCUGCGCUGCUUCCUCCGAACCGUCUACCGGCUCCCGGUGUCCCUGCUGCGAGCUCUCCUGCUGCUCCUCUGUUGGCUGUCCCGGCCGAUCCGCCUAACCAUGGCGGCCAGAGCCAAAGAUCACGGGUCCGAGGACUGUGAGGAAACCGCAGAGCUGAUCCGAAACUACCACAAACAAGCGUUUGAGUUCAUUUCUCUGGCUCUGCAGAUCGAUGAGGAUGAGAAAGGUGAUAAGAAGCAGGCGGUGCAGUGGUACAGAAAAGGCAUCGCUGAACUGGAGAAAGGCAUCUGUAUCCAGGUCACUGGAGCUGGUGAGAAGGCAGAAAGAGCCAGAAAGCUUCAGAACAAAAUGACCAGCAACCUCACCAUGGCCCAAGACCGGCUGGAGCUUCUGGGCGAACUGCUUUCAAAGUCCCCAGCAGAGGGCUGUUCUGAUCACACUGGCCUGUCUUUCUCCAAUGGGAACCUGCGUCCAGGCAGUGGAGCAGUUUCCAAAAAGAAGGACACUCUCACAAUCACAAGUCAAGCCCAUCCGCGGCCCAAAAACACACCCAAAUCUGCGUCCGCGGCUGCCCUGCACCGCACAUCUACAACCGGUCACAGCAGCAGGACCGGCCCUCAGAACAACCUGAAGGGGCCUUCGGGAAGAGGCGGUAACAGACAUAACGUUAGAGCCAGCAACACCGCCACUGCGUCACCUCAGAGGAAGAGAGACAUGAAGAACUUGAACUUGAAAAAUGUAGACAGCAAACUGGCCAGCCUCAUCCUCAAUGAGAUUGUAGAUGGCGGGGCUGCUGUGCAGUUUGAGGACAUAGCAGGGCAGGAAUUGGCAAAACAGGCUCUGCAGGAAAUCGUUAUCCUGCCUGCUCUUCGUCCAGAGCUGUUUACUGGUCUCAGGGCUCCUGCUAGAGGGCUCCUGCUCUUCGGCCCCCCUGGAAAUGGGAAGACCAUGCUGGCGAAAGCUGUUGCAAUGGAAUCUAACGCUACGUUUUUCAACAUCAGUGCUGCCAGUCUCACCUCCAAAUAUGUGGGAGAGGGCGAGAAACUGGUUCGAGCUUUGUUUGCGGUUGCUAGGGAACUGCAGCCGUCAAUCAUCUUCAUCGAUGAGAUCGACAGUCUGCUCUGUGAGAGGAGAGAGGGCGAGCAUGACGCCAGCAGAAGACUCAAAACAGAGUUCCUCCUCCAGUUUGAUGGAGUGCAGUCAGGCGGAGAUGAUGACCGUGUGUUAGUGAUGGGAGCCACUAACAGGCCUCAGGAGCUUGAUGAGGCAGUUCUUCGGCGAUUCGCUAAACGCAUUUAUGUGGCUUUACCUACAGAGGAGACUCGUUUGAAGCUGCUCAAGAACCUCCUCAGCAAACACAGAAACACUUUAUCUCUGAAAGAGCUGAGUCAGUUAGCCAGGAUGACUGAGGGUUACUCCGGCAGUGAUCUGACCUCGCUGGCUAAAGACGCUGCUCUUGGUCCUAUACGGGAACUGAGGCCUGAACAAGUGAGGAACAUUCCAGCCAGUGAGAUGAGGGACAUCCGUUUCUCUGAUUUUGUGGAUUCACUCAAGAGGAUAAAGCGGAGCGUCAGUCCUCAGACGCUGGAUCAGUACGUCCGCUGGAACAAACAGUACGGAGACACAACCGCUAUAUGACACCGACACGCUCUAUGCAAGGACGAUGUGGAAUUAAAAUCUUGGGAGGGAAUUUGUAUCGUUUUGUCUCUUCUAUGACUUUGCUUUUGCCUCGGAUCUGGUCUUUGUAGCUCAGGUGGAGAUUUUCUUUGACUCAAAUACACCCAGAGCUCAAGACGAUGUGGACCGCAUAGCGAGACAAGACUUUUCUACAAAGCCAAGAAGCAUUUUCCUUUAAUUCAGCACCUUGAUUGCUGUGGAUGAUAAAGCACUUGGCGUCUGUGGCGUUUGUGUGCUCUAGGUGCAGAUGCAUUUGUUCCUCUCUUAUCUAGAUAAAGUGAAUGGGAAAUGAUGUGUGCAAUUUACACU